Messenger RNA from Sycon ciliatum, 1601 nucleotides. Its product is annotated as EF-hand calcium-binding domain-containing protein 10-like. The transcript has 4 exons. The record is from RefSeq and is a predicted model, not a curated record. Bases 505 to 954 code for a protein of 149 amino acids. Lineage: Eukaryota; Metazoa; Porifera; Calcarea; Leucosolenida; Sycettidae. Gene Ontology annotation, molecular function: calcium ion binding.
CAGACGAACGUCAAACUCAAACUAGUUACUAAAGUAGUUAGUUCAAAAGAUUUCAGAACUGGCACCUUUCACGAGGACAUAAGCCAAGCGUUGUAUCCUAAGUAACGUCGUGUCAACCUUUCCACUCCCUGCAAUUAAAAUAUAUAUGGGCCGGUAUUACAGUACAUGUAAUUCUGGUUGAAGCUGAACUGAACCAAGACUUGUGAAAUUGAACUGCAGCAGUCGUUGUUCUGCCACGCGUGCACCGUCGAGCAAGUAGCUAGUUCAAGCAGCCUUUCUGACACGACAAUAGGUUCUGCUGAAUACAGUACUGAGAUUCAGGGGAGUACAGGUUUGUACUCUUUGUAGUUUUGAAGUCAGGUUUGUACUCUUUGUAGUUUUGAAGUCACGCGGCGUCCGUGCACGAGCACCGCCGUUCGGUCUUGAGUGGGGAAACAUCUGUUCAAGUGAAGUUGACCUGUUACUAGGUGUGCAGUGCACGGUACUAUAGCCACUGCAACACUGAUGCCGCCUGUGAAUCGCAGAACUGCGAAGAUCACCGAGAAGGACUCGGCAAUGGGUGCCAAAGAGUACGUGAAAGAGCACAAGCUGCAAGAGUUGUUCGUGAACGCCACCGCCGCCCUGGUCAACGAACAGCCUGAAAACCCGAAAAAGUUCCUUGUACAGUUCUUGAAAGAUCUGAAGCAGGCGCGGGAUGCAGCAGAUGCCGAUGCUUGUCCGAAUGUUUUCACGGAAGAGAACAUCGUGUCAAUGUACGAGAUGUUUGAUGUGCCUGGGACUGGUCACCUUUCCUACACACAGUAUAGAGAAGCCAUGGGAAAUCUAGGAAUAACACAGUACAAUGAACAGCCAGUGGGAUAUCGCAAGAAUAUGAUCAACCGCGAUGUCUUCAUCAUGGAAGCGAGAGCUGGUCUCGUAUCCGCUUCAGCUACAUAUGCUGCAUAUCAUGCAUAAGACAUAGUGGUAGUGUGACCCACGCCAUUAUGAAGUAUGGUGUGUGACCUUGUGGAAUUCUGAAACAGCAGACCGGCAAAUACAGAAAAAAUUGUAGUCAUGGUAACAGGAGGCUGUAACGCAACUGCCCGUGGCCGGCUCCAACGACUGGCUGCAAGACUAAUCCAGUCAGCAGCUGUUGUUGUUUUGUCAUGAUGCUACUUGUACAUACAUGUACCUUGUGUUGAUUGAGUUUUGAAACCGCUUGCCUGAGCUGUCCAGUACCUUAGUCCUCUUUGUGCAUUGUUGCAAUAACACUCCGUGCAAGUCCACUGCAUCAUGGAUUGACAUGCACAGCUUGAGUAGUGAUAGUAUUUUGCUUUUUUUACUUGAUGGCAGUCCAGUACAACGCAGGCUUGAAUUUGAAAUUGUUUUACUGUGUACUUCGAAGUAGUCACGUUAGAACUUAGAAUAUAUCAUUUCCCUAUCACAUGCACUGCAAAGAAGUAGCAGUGAUUGUAGUAGUAGGUUGUAGUUCACGUAUUAGGUAUUUUAGCAGUAAGUUACUUGUAGUUUACCCAAACACACUACCGUGACUAUGUGAAGAUUAUCUUUCAUUGAAAACGGCUUUGCUACCGUGCAGCAGUAUGCAAGCCAGGGAGCUACAA